GUCCGCACUUACGUAGCCCCAGUAAUCCUUACGUCAUAUUUAUGCUGCCUUGCAAUUCUGCAGCUAAAGAAGAGCAAGGACAAAGGCUGCGUUUUUUACAUGUUUUGUGGGAAAACCCGUCUAAUGAAAGGAAGCGUUUGUUUUGGUGGUGGGGGCUUGCCAUCCGAAUCCGACCGACUGUCCGUCUGAAAUAGGGAAUGAACGACGAGACAGCCUCGGACAGCUGGAACAGAAACUCCGGGUGCUCCAGUAUUGAGCAAAUGCUGGCUGUGAAUCCCGGAAAGACGCCGAUUAGUCUGCUGCAGGAAUAUGGAACGCGGAUAGGCAAGACCCCGGUGUAUGACCUGCUGAAGGCCGAGGGACAGGCCCACCAGCCCAACUUCACCUUCCGCGUCUCCGUGGGAGAGAUCAGUUGCACGGGCCAAGGCCCCAGCAAGAAAGCGGCCAAGCACAAGGCGGCCGAAGCGGCGCUGAUGAUGCUCAAGGGGGGCCUGGCAGGUCCCAUAGGUUUUGGAAUUGAAGGAGACUCAUUUAUUGGGGUUGAUGUCCCUGCAAAUGAAGAAAGCAUUGUGUGCAGCUCUUCAUGUGAGAUGAAGAUUUUAGGCACUUCGCAGCAAUCGGAAUGUAACCCCGUUGGAGCUCUGCAGGAACUGGUGGUCCAGAAGGGGUGGCGUCUACCAGAGUACACAGUGACACAAGAGUCCGGUCCGGCGCAUCGCAAGGAAUUCACCAUGACCUGCAGAGUGGAGAAAUUUAUGGAAAUUGGUAGUGGUACAUCCAAGAAGUUGGCCAAGAGGAACGCGGCUGCCAAAAUGCUUGCACGGAUACACGAUGUCCCGGUGGACCUUAGGACCAGCAACGAUGGAGACGCAGAAGAUGAUACAUUCAACACGCAUGCGGGGAGCAGGGCAGAGUCGGGCAAGAGCAAAGGCUACAGCUGCACGUGGGAUGCGCUGAGGAACUCGGCUGGUGAGAAGAUUCUACAGCUGCGAAGUCACCCCCUGGGCAUACCUGAUGACUCCAACUUCUGCUCGAUACUCGAUGAUCUGUCAGCUGAGCAGUGCUUUGACAUCAGCUACCUAGAUCUCGAGGAGCGAAGCCUGAGUGGCCGGUGCCAGUGUCUGGUGGAGCUGUCCACGCAGCCAAUCACGGUGUGCCACGGCUUUGCCGCGAACACUGAGGACGCUCGUGCCAACGCUGCCCACAAUGCACUGCAGUACCUUAAAAUCAUGGCGGGGGCGAAGUGACCGUCGUGGAUGAUGACAACUUGAAAUACCUCCUAUUUUUACAAAAGAAGACCUCUUUGAAAAUGCCGCUUAUUUGACGUCAAAAUGAUACAAGUGAAGAUUUACAUGUUCCCAAAUGUCCGUUUUCUCUUGUGGGAUCAUCUCUCACACUUAUUUGUUGACGUAAAAAUAAGUACAGAUUCAGCUUCAAGUCCAUUUAUCCAUCAAGGCGCUAUCAAGGAUUCUGACUUUCUGAUGAAGUCAAAGAGAUCUCACACACAAUAAAGACACUUCUGAAUAAAAGUUUUAACAAUAUCAAUUUGGAAAAGGUAAGAACGGUGUUUGUUUUUGUCAUGGAAAUGAUUUUUAAGACUUUUUUUAAAAAUGAGCACAUGGGUCAAUGGACUCGUUAUAAACGUUUGAAUCUUUUUGGGACAAUGUGGAAUCGUCCUAUUCAAACACCAAUUCAAAUGUACAACUUGUUGCCAGUGUCGAAAAAAUGUUGAAUUACCUCAGUGUGAGACUUCUGUUCCAAAGGAGAUUUCUUUUUUAAUAUAGUCAACAAAGUAUUCACGUCAUCUUUUUUUUUUCCUUUCUGGUUUAGUUUGGACUUCUGCAGCAUUCUGUGUGCUGUUGCACAUGUAUAUUAAGCCAUGUACACUGUGUGUGGAUCCUUGUAGAAGAUUAUUCAAGUGCUGCUCUCUGUCUUUAUCAUUUUUUUUGUUUAUGAAUACCCCCAACUAUGUUCUGCCCCCUUUUUAUUUUAAAUGGACCUUGUGAAAAACAUUAAAACAAUGAUAAUCAAAUUCAAGUUGUUGCAAAGCUGACUGAAUUGAAUUGCACUUUCAACUAUUUUGCAACCUGUCACAAUAACUUGCAGAAUUUUAUGCAUAC
Molecule: messenger RNA, 2120 nt
Organism: Hippocampus zosterae (dwarf seahorse)
Lineage: Eukaryota; Metazoa; Chordata; Actinopteri; Syngnathiformes; Syngnathidae
Gene: tarbp2
Product: TAR (HIV) RNA binding protein 2
Exons: 7
Coding region: 198-1247 (349 amino acids)
Biological process (GO): regulation of miRNA processing; regulation of viral transcription; regulation of siRNA processing
Cellular component (GO): RISC-loading complex
Molecular function (GO): double-stranded RNA binding; pre-miRNA binding; siRNA binding
Source: RefSeq, a predicted model, not a curated record